GCUGGGGCGUGUUCUGUCAGUUUUCCUUGGCAGCACCACGCUCCCCUUUGACAGAGCUUUGCUAGCUGUCGCGCACUGUAAUUCGCAAGCCAUUCAAACUAAGUAGCUAGCCAGUGAUCUAAUUUAACACGAGCCCUCGCCUUUAGGAUCAGUUAGCUUCAGCAAGGCACUCGGGACCGCUCUAACCGGCAUUUGACAACCGUCAAAGGGACGCGACAAAGAUGUCGAAGGACACGGAAGGAAAAGGCGAGAAAAUCAUGGAUAUGGAGAGCAAGGUGUUGUGGUACCCGGACUCCAAGAGGAACACACAGAUGGACAAAUUUAGGAUACAGGUCAACGGGGACUACGGACUUAAUCUAGCCAACUACAAUGACCUGUACCAGUGGUCGGUGAACAGCUACCCAGAGUUUUGGGGAGAGGUGUGGCGCUUCUGUGGAGUAGUCAGCUCCAAACCUUAUGAAGAGGUUGUGGAUGUAUCCAAACGGAUCUCGGAUGUACCAGAGUGGUUUAAGGGAGCACGGCUCAACUACGCUGAGAACUUGCUCAAACAUGCAGACCAGGACAAAGUAGCUCUUUAUGCUGCAACGGAGGCAAAUGAUGAGAUAGUGAAGGUGACGUACGGGGAGCUGAGGCGUGAUGUGGCGUUGUAUGCUGCAGCCAUGAGGAAGAUGGGUAUCCAGACUGGAGACAGGGUUGUAGGCUACCUACCCAACAGCAUCCAUGCAGUGGAGGCCAUGUUAGCAGCAGCCAGCAUUGGAGCCGUUUGGAGCUCUACAUCUGUUGACUUCGGAGUCAAUGGUGUUCUGGACAGGUUCUCCCAAAUCCAGCCCAAGCUGAUCUUCUCUGUGGCCGCUGUGGUUUAUAACGGCAAAACACAUGACCACAUGGAAAAGCUCACCACUGUUGUCAAAGGUCUGCCUGACCUGAAGAAAGUCGUGGUCAUUCCCUACGCUCGCGCCAAGCAUGAGGCUGACCUCUCCAAGAUCCCCAACAGUGUGUUCAUAGACGAUUUCUUGGCAUCAGGGCGUGGCGAAUUGGACCAGUUUCCUCAGCUAGAGUUUGAGCAGCUUCCAUUCGGUCAUCCUCUGUUCAUCAUGUACUCUUCGGGCACCACGGGGGCUCCUAAAUGCAUGGUCCACUCUGCUGGGGGCACGCUCAUCCAACACUUGAAAGAACACAUUCUCCAUGGCAAUAUGACCAGCAGUGAUGUCAUCAUAUACUACACCACGACCGGCUGGAUGAUGUGGAACUGGCUGGUGUCUGCUCUGGCAGUGGGAGCCUCAGUGGUUUUAUAUGAUGGUUCACCACUAAUGCCCUCGCCCAAUGUACUGUGGAACCUGACAGACCAGCUGAGCAUCACGAUCUUUGGGACAGGCGCCAAGUGGUUGUCUGUGCUGCAGGAGAGGAGCCUGAAACCCGGGGAAACACACAACCUCCAGUCUCUCCACACCAUCCUGUCUACUGGAUCUCCUCUCAAACCUCAGAGCUACGACUACGUUUACCGGUGCAUCAAGAGCAACGUGCUACUGGGCUCCAUCUCAGGCGGUACUGACAUAGUGUCGUGUUUCAUGGGUCAGAACCCAACAGUUCCAGUUUAUCGCGGCGAGAUCCAAACAAGAAACCUUGGCAUGGCUGUGGAGGCCUGGAGUCUUGAUGGUAAACCUGUAUGGGGAGAGAGUGGGGAGCUUGUCUGCUUGAAGCCAAUCCCUUGCCAGCCAACACACUUUUGGAAUGACGACAAUGGGAGCAAAUACCACAAAUCGUACUUUUCCUCAUAUCCUGGGGUGUGGGCGCAUGGAGACUACUGUAAAAUCAACCCAAAGACAGGAGGCAUCGUCAUGCUGGGCAGAAGUGACGGAACACUGAAUCCCAACGGAGUCCGAUUUGGCAGCUCAGAGAUCUACCACAUUGUGGAGGCGUUUGAGGAAGUGUCAGACAGUCUUUGUGUUCCUCAGUACAAUGCAGAUGGAGAAGAGCGAGUAAUUUUGUUCUUAAAGAUGGCACCUGGCAAGCCCUUCUGUCCGGAGUUGGUGACAAAGAUUAAAGGAGCCAUUAGAAAAGCGCUGUCUGCCCGACAUGUCCCUGCUGUGCUGCUAGAGACCAGAGACAUUCCCUACACCAUCAGCGGUAAGAAGGUGGAGGUGGCUGUGAAACAGGUGAUUGCGGGCCGAGAGGUGGCGCAGAGAGGAGCUUUCUCCAACCCUGAUUCACUGGACCUCUACAAGAACAUUCCUGAACUGCAAAAUUAUUAGACAUAAGGAACUGGAGAGAGGACCUGCAGCAGAGAACCAGAGAUUUCAAAUUAACUUCAUUCAUAUUUACAGGUGCAGAGAAACAGGGGUUGCAUGGGCACUGCAGGUCAGAAAAAAAGGAAUACAUAUGUAUGACAUAAUGAUACAAAGCUGGUACAAAUAUUGCAGAUAUAAUAAGUCUAUGGUAUCAGGAAAAUGGGAGACUGUAAAUAUGUUAGGUGUAUCGCUCCAUAGCUUUCAGUGAGCCAGCAGCUGCUCUCAGUCUACCAUAUUGUGCAAGUAAAUGUUGAACUGGAUUCAGCUUUGGAUGUAAUAUGAUGAGCAUAGCAGCGCUUGUGAAUAAGCUCUUGCUCUGAAGCCAACAACAAUGGACAAGUGAAAUUUAGCAUCAAGCACUUUGGCUUCACAGUCUGAUUGCUAUCAGCCAGUGAGGAACCACAUGUCUCUCUGUCACCUGCUUUAACCCCCCGGUGUUGGUUCUGAGUGGGUGCCAGGUUGAAAAUCCAUGGAAGUGUGGAGAUAAACACACACACCUGGGAUUAACACCUCAUCUUUUGCUCAUGUCGCCAUAUCAUUGUUGUGUGGUGUGUGUUGCUUUAUAAAUUGUAUAUAAAUGAAUAUAUAUUUUUGGACUGCGAAUCCCGGUCUGGGCCCUUCUGUGUGGAGUUUGCAUGUUCUCCCUGUGCCUGCGUGGGUUUUCUCCGGAUACUUCGGCUUUCAUCCACAAUCCCAUAAAACAUGCACAUUAGGUUAAUUGGCUACUCUACAUUGCCCCUAGGUGUGAGUGUGAGAGUGUGUGGUUGUCUGUCUUUGUGUGUCAGCCCUGUGACUGACUGACGACCAGUCCAGGGUGUACCCCGCCUCUCGCCCCUAGUCAGCUGGGAUAGGCUCCAGCCCCCCGCGACCCUGACGGAUAAGCGGUAUAGGAUGGGAUAUGGAUGGAUGGGCGAAAAUUAUGCAUUGAAAGAUAAUAACCCAAACCAUUCAAAUUGAGAUUUAAAGGAUUGUAAAAUGUCAGGAGUUGUAGUUUGAAUAAAUGAAAUUGAUUUCAGAUGCAACAACACAAAAAGUACUCAAACCCUCAUUUGACUUUGUAACCUGCAAUUCUGUUUCAUUCCACUCGAGACAUCAAGACAUGAAGCUCAAGUAUGAUCUGAAAGCAAGCAAAGGUCCAUUUCACUACAAAAGCCUGUAUUUUUUUUUUUGUUCCAUGUCUAUGUUGCAUAUUUUUCAUAACUCUAAGAAAAUGUGUCUCUUCGGGUAACUGCAGUACAGCCUGUUGUUACUUUGAACAUGGGAAAUCUUAUUUAUUUAUUCAAAAUUUCCUCAUGCUGAAACCUACUUAAUGCUAUCAAAGAUGAACUGCAGUGGUUUUGGUCAUUAGUAGCACUACUGAGCAACGUUUCAUGUUGUGAGGAAUAAAGGAAAAAAAAAUCUUAUCAGAAUUGUGGAGAAAUCACAGACAUAAAUGCAAGAGAAACAUUUGGUCUUUGGAGAAAAAAACAAUCUGGAGGGAGUAUUUUCAUACAGAGGUAGCACUUUUCUUUCUGGACUUUUUGUGGUUUUUAAGGAUUAUUGGUUUUUGGAUUUUUAACAUGUUUAAGGUCUAAAUGUUAUAAAAUCAGCUGAAAACUGUACUUCAUCUUUAAUGUCACUGUUUAGAUUGAAUAAAUUUCCUCUUUAAAGGGGCCCUGUGGAGUUUUUAACCACUAGUAGUGCUAUAGGGCAAUGUUUUGAUAAAUGGGUGCACAAACACACAAACACAAAUGUGACGGGAUGCGUAUUCCUGCCAGUGGUGUUGCACCAUUCAAUUUUUUAACAUUUUUUAGGCUUUGAGGAGGCACACAAUAAUACAGUGUAUGUAGUUAAUUAUUGUGAUUAACAAGAAAACUCCACAGGGUACAUUUUAAAGUCUCAAACAUGCAUAAGUUCUCUCUCAUAGAGACAGGGUUCACAAUUAGGUAACUGUGCGCUUUGCACUUUAGUACUCUGCGACUUUGUUCAUGAUAUCCAAAUCUGGUGAAACAUGGCUGAUUUUCUGUUCCUCUCUGCAAUACGCUCUGCAUCAAGCAUUUCUCAUAAUAAGCCAAGAAUUUGCUGACAUAAUUCUGGGUGUGUCACAUAUAAAUUGUUUGUAACUGGUUCUUCCAUGUCUGCCUAUAGUGAAUUGAUAAUGUAAUUUUUACUUGCUUUGGUGUGGCAAGAAACUUAACAGAAUCAAAUAUGAUGAGUGUCUUUUAUCUUUUUCACAGUAGAUUGUUUUUUUCGUUCACACAACAGCAUGUCUAUUGCUAGUUAAUGUUGGAAGUUGGCAGCCAAAAAUGAGUUUGAACUCUUCAUUUGCGCACAGUUUUUCCUAAAAUUGUGUACCCAAGGAGAUUUUGAUGCAAGCACGGGUGCAUUUUCUGCUUGACAGCUGUCAGCUACCCAAUAAAGUAAAGCCAGUCUGAGA
Scatophagus argus is the source of this 4704-nucleotide messenger RNA. It is a transcript of the gene aacs, whose product is annotated as acetoacetyl-CoA synthetase. Bases 222 to 2252 code for a protein of 676 amino acids. Lineage: Eukaryota; Metazoa; Chordata; Actinopteri; Scatophagidae. The record is from RefSeq and is a predicted model, not a curated record. Gene Ontology annotation, biological process: positive regulation of insulin secretion; lipid metabolic process. Gene Ontology annotation, cellular component: cytosol. The transcript has 18 exons. Gene Ontology annotation, molecular function: acetoacetate-CoA ligase activity.